AUGGACUGGGAAGCAAUCGAGUAUCAAUAUUUAGGAGACAACAGAUUCUUUGGUCGGCUCGUUGGAGUCUGGCCUAAUCAAGAAAAAUACCUGAAAUAUUUUUUACGAUCGUUCGUACUUCUUACGAUGAUACUUUCUUUUACAACUCAGAUAGCCCGGAUUGUGAAGUUCUUUGAUAGGAACGUUCUAACAGAUCAAAUGAUGUAUCUGACUAUAGGAAGCACCCUUCUGAUCAAACAGUACAACUACAUUCUGAACGAGGACAAGCUAAGGGAACUUCUACAUAACAUCGUGUCUGAUCGACUGAUGGACCGACCAGAAGACGAGGUAGCGAUUUUGGAAAUGUACGGCAAGAGAGCACAAGUCCUCUCAUUCUUCUACAAAGUCACGCUGAUUGGCUGCGGGUCCAUGUUCAUCCUGAUACCAGCCAUACCAUCUGUUCUGAACAUCGUCGUGCCAUUGAACGAGUCACGAAGCCGUGAACUGAUCUACCCGUCUUACUAUUUCGUUGACGAGCAACGGUAUUACUACCCCAAACUGGUGCACAUGGAGCUGGUGACGGUGAUAUUCAUAACCAUGUUCAUUGCCUGCGAUACGCAUCUGAUUCACAUUGUGCAUCAUGGUUGUGCGUUGUCGUAUAUCAGUGGGUAUCGUUUCAAGCAUGCCUUGGAUGACUUCGAUCCUGUAAAUCAAAAUGCCGAGCUAAUAGAUAGAGCCUAUGCGAAAGUGAGACGAUCCAUCGAGGCUCACAAGAGUGCUAUUGAGUUAGUAUCUGUAGGUUAUAAGGAAUUUACGUGUAGUUGGUUCGAGGACCAUCAGUUGGCCACAAUGGAAUUUGAGGCUAGAUUCUUCGUCUACUGCAUUUCCGUUAUGGGCCAAAUUAUUCAUCUGUCGUUCUUAUCAGUCCUGGGACAGUUCGUGAUCAAUACCAGCGAUGAAACCUUCCUGACAAUAUGUGGAAGCUGUUGGUAUAAGGGUGUACCGAAAACGCAAUUGUUGUACGUGUUGGUGCUGAGGAAAUGUUUGGAUUCACCUAAAUUGACAUGCGGGAAAAUGAUUUACUUGAACGUGGGAACUUUUAUACAGGUCAUGAAAGUAUCGUUCUCGUACUAUACAAUGCUAAGGUCUACAUAG
Messenger RNA from Eufriesea mexicana, 1134 nucleotides. RefSeq lists its product as uncharacterized. The record is from RefSeq and is a predicted model, not a curated record. The coding region runs from base 1 to 1134 and encodes 377 amino acids. Gene Ontology annotation, molecular function: olfactory receptor activity; odorant binding. Lineage: Eukaryota; Metazoa; Arthropoda; Insecta; Hymenoptera; Apidae. The transcript is spliced from 8 exons. Gene Ontology annotation, cellular component: plasma membrane. Gene Ontology annotation, biological process: detection of chemical stimulus involved in sensory perception of smell; sensory perception of smell.